AGGGCUGAUGAUGGUAACAUGAGUGAAAAUGGAAGCAAUGGCAGACAUUUGGCAGCGAAAAGGGACCGUCGCUUGCGUGCUUAUUCGCCAAGAUGACCUCAAAAAGUUUGAGACUCGAUUCGUGCCCGGGGAGGCCAGCGCAGCUCAGUACGAGUACGAACGUGAGGAUUACAUGACACAUGCCGCUCCAUACAAACCUGGUAGCGUGUCUCUGACUCCUUACAUGAGGUACUUUGCGCUCGCCUGA
Molecule: messenger RNA, 247 nt
Organism: Trichoderma atroviride IMI 206040
Lineage: Eukaryota; Fungi; Ascomycota; Sordariomycetes; Hypocreales; Hypocreaceae
Source: RefSeq, a predicted model, not a curated record